Protopolystoma xenopodis is the source of this 429-nucleotide messenger RNA. The record is from the annotation of a GenBank genome assembly. NCBI's taxonomy places the organism in Eukaryota, Metazoa, Platyhelminthes, Monogenea, Polystomatidea, Polystomatidae.
AUGGCGAGACUCACUGCCAAAGCCGACUAUGAUGCUGGCAAAACCUCUGGGAAUGCACCACGUCCACGGUCCGACUUUGGAAAUGAUCAUGCAUACAAUGGACUCCGGACUAGUCUUCAUAGAAACUGGUAUUCGUAUGACGCUGAUGGACUACUAAUUGAUUACGAUGGAAGUCUCAGGGGUCAUCUAGUCCCUUGCAAAAGAGCAGUUCCCUUUCUUCCCUCUAGUGACAUUCAAACGAUGGAAGCCAACUUCUUGCCCAAUGAAUGUUCAGGCAUCAAUGAAGCUGCUGCGAUGGCUUUCCAGUUUGCUGCACCUUUUAACAUUGAAACUAUAAUUGGAUCGAAGAUACUCAACCAGAGCGGUCCUCCAAAGUCUGACCCGUUUGGAAUUGCUUACUUUGAUAAGACCCUGGUGUUGCGCAGUUAA